Molecule: messenger RNA, 933 nt
Organism: Alligator mississippiensis (American alligator)
Lineage: Eukaryota; Metazoa; Chordata; Crocodylia; Alligatoridae
Product: olfactory receptor 5AP2-like
Exons: 2
Coding region: 1-933 (310 amino acids)
Biological process (GO): G protein-coupled receptor signaling pathway; sensory perception of smell
Cellular component (GO): membrane
Molecular function (GO): olfactory receptor activity; G protein-coupled receptor activity; odorant binding
Source: RefSeq, a predicted model, not a curated record
AUGGUCACAGAAGGUAACCACACCCUGCAAGAGUUCAUUCUCUUGGGGCUCACGGAGAAUGCAGACAUACAGGCCACCCUCUUUGUGGUGUUUUUACUCAUAUACCUUAUUACCCUGGUGGGGAACCUUGGAAUCAUGGCUUUGGUCAGAGUCAGUCCUCAACUACACAAACCCAUGUACUUCUUCCUCAGCCACUUCUCACUUGUUGAUGCCUUUUAUUCCACAACUAUUACUCCCAACAUGCUGGUAGCUUUGUUCUCAGACAGCAAAGCCAUUUCCUUUGCUGGAUGUAUAGUACAGUGCUACAUUUUUGUUGUUUUGGGACUUGUUGAGUGUUACCUUCUGGCUGUCAUGGCCUAUGACCGUUUUGUAGCUAUCUGUAACCCACUGCUUUAUGUGGUAAUUAUGUCUAAGAGAAUCUGUAUUCGGCUGGUCUUAGCUUGCUACCUCAUUGGUUUUCUUAGUGCAGGUAUGUACACGGGUUGUAUUUUUGGAGGUUCCCUCUGUGGGUCCAACAUAAUCAAUCAUUUCUACUGUGAUAUCACCCCACUGUUGAAGCUUUCCUGUUCUUGCAGUUAUAACAAUAGGAUGGUGGUCUUUGCUUUGAGUAGUGUAGGUGGUGCAGUGACUGUAAUGAUAAUUUUGAUCUCCUACUUCUACAUCCUGUCCACCAUCCUAAGGAUGCACACUGCACAGAGCAGAUCCAAAGCCUUCAACACAUGUGGAUCCCAUUUGUCUAUUGUUUCCUUAUUCUAUGGGACCGGUUUCUUUAUGUACCUACAGCCAAGUUCCAGCCACAAUGGACAAGACAAAGUGGCCUCUGUGUUUUACACUGUGGUGACCCCCAUGCUGAACCCCCUGAUCUACAGCCUGAGAAACAAGGAGGUGAAGGGUGCUUUGGACAAAUUGGUCUCCAGGGGCAUAACCAAGUGA